Messenger RNA from Penicillium cinerascens, 246 nucleotides. RefSeq lists its product as uncharacterized. Gene Ontology annotation, molecular function: NAD binding. NCBI's taxonomy places the organism in Eukaryota, Fungi, Ascomycota, Eurotiomycetes, Eurotiales, Aspergillaceae. The transcript has a single exon. The coding region runs from base 1 to 246 and encodes 81 amino acids. The record is from RefSeq and is a predicted model, not a curated record.
AUGACUGAUUGGAUCGGCACUGAAGAGUUGCCUAUUCUUUCCAGCAAAGACAAGUCGAGUUGGAUGAAGUUCGUUCUGACAACAUUGCGAGGCAAGGUGGUCAACCGGGACUCGUUGGUUGCAGCCCUGAAGAAUCGAAAUUUAAGCGCAGCGCUUGGCGAUGUCACGGACCCCGAGCCUCUUUCCCAAGGUCAUUUACUAUGGGAUGUGCCAGAUCUUCAUAUUACACCGUGGAAGACUUAUUAA